CAGCUACUCAGGAGAAACGAAAUGAUCUGCCCUGGAGCCGCAGCAAAAUGCUGGAUGGACACCUACUCCUGGGAUGGUUAUCGUUCACACUGGUAGUCCUCGUCUUCUACUUGCCGCCGCCCGGCGCAGCCUAUUUCGGGCUGACCGGUAAUGAGCCGCUGUCUAUCCUGCCACUGAACUCUCUACCGGAGGAGAGCGUGGGCCGGGCCCACUACAAGCUGUGCGACCGGCUCAAAUUGGAAAAGAAGCAGCGCAGGAUGUGCAGACGUGACCCGGGCGUGGCGGAGACCUUACGUGAGGCCAUCACCAUGAGCGCCCUAGAAUGCCAGUAUCAGUUCCGCUUCGAGAGGUGGAACUGCACCUUGGAGGGCCGCCACCGGGCCAACAUGCUCAAGAGAGGAUUCAAAGAGACCGCCUUCCUCUACGCCAUUUCCUCGGCAGGACUGACGCACGCCAUGGCCAAAGCGUGCAGCGCCGGCCGCAUGGAGCGCUGCACGUGCGACGAGGCGCCCGACCUGGAGAACCGCAAGGCGUGGCAGUGGGGCGGCUGCGGCGACAACCUGAAGUACGCCAACAAGUUUGUCAAAGACUUUCUGGGCAAACGCUCCAACAAGGACCUGCGCGCACGCGUGGACAUGCACAACACCAACGUGGGCCUCAAGGUCAUCAAGGCUGGCGUGGAGACCACCUGCAAGUGCCACGGGGUCUCCGGCUCCUGCACCGUCCAGACCUGCUGGAGGCAGCUGCAGCCCUUCCACGAAGUCGGCAAGCACCUCAAGCAGCGCUACGAGACCUCAGUCAAAGUGGGCAGCUCCACCAACGAGGCCACGGGGGAGGGCGACAUCUCCGCCCCGGGCCGAAGCCAGCAACACCAGCAGCCGCCCCCGCCCCUGCAGGUCAACGACCAGAUCCCCCGCACUAUGGACCUGCUGCACAUCGAGGACUCGCCCAGCUUCUGCAGGCCCAGCAAGUACUCGUCGGGCACCGCCGCCCGCAAGUGCUACAAGGACAAGAACUGCGACGCCAUCUGCUGCGGGCGGGGCCACAACACGCAGAGCCGGGAGGUGACGCGGCCCUGCCAGUGCCAAGUGCGCUGGUGCUGCUACGUGGAAUGCAAGCAGUGCACGCAGCGGGAGGAGGUCUACACCUGUAAGGGCUGAACGCCGUCAUGGAAGUGGGGACACUGAUGAGCACUUUGAGGGAUUCUGUUUCUUGUUUUUUCAUUGAAAGACCAACUUAUUUCUCAGACAACUGGGUGAACAUCUCAAGCCUUGACCAGACUGUGCUUACCAAACAAUUCUUUUCAAGUGCAAGCACAGCCAAGAGACUCUUUGUAUUCCGCGACGGGGAUCCAUCCAUGAUCCCCCCAAAAAAAAAAAAAAAAAAAACAGACGGGGUGUAUGAACUUCACUCUACACGCACAUAUCUACACGCGCACACAUUGUGUGUUUGCAUAUAUAUAUGCAUGUAAAUAACUUUAUAAUAACGUUAUAGGUAUAAAUAUAUCUAUAUUGUAAAGACAUCAUACAUGCCACUUAUCUAACUUUAUGUUCAAAUAAAAACCACUAAACCGCGCAGACGCUUUGCCGUUUGCGCAACCGUUCCCGCCGGUUGGAAGCUUUAAACGAGGACUCCU
Molecule: messenger RNA, 1636 nt
Organism: Syngnathoides biaculeatus (alligator pipefish)
Lineage: Eukaryota; Metazoa; Chordata; Actinopteri; Syngnathiformes; Syngnathidae
Gene: wnt9a
Product: wingless-type MMTV integration site family, member 9A
Exons: 4
Coding region: 48-1160 (370 amino acids)
Biological process (GO): cell fate commitment; neuron differentiation; canonical Wnt signaling pathway
Cellular component (GO): extracellular region
Molecular function (GO): frizzled binding; cytokine activity
Source: RefSeq, a predicted model, not a curated record